AUGGGAUUCUUUGCCAAACGAAGGAAGCAGCAUUUGUCACAGACAGACCAAACAGACAUGCUGCCUACGAUUAUUGAACAGGCUGUCUCCGAUUCUGAUACAGACCUGUCAGAUGCGUACCAGCCUUCGAAGAUUGCUGAAAGUGGUUCUUCAACGUCUAAGUACGCCACAACUGUAGAAACGGGGUGCAUGGAAAUUGAAGAAGACGAGGGUACAUUACCGGUGACCGCUCAGACAUUCCAUUUGGCUGAUAAAAUGGUUGAUGGUGGAAGAAAAAUGCUAGGACAAAAGCGUUCCAUUUUGGGUAAACAGAAGGCUAUCAAGCAAACCUCCAAAGGUCCUGCUCCUAAGUUAGUUGUCCAGACGCAACAUGCUCUUAAAGGUCACAAAAUGUUUACGAAGACAAAGGUUGCUAAACCAAAAUAG
Molecule: messenger RNA, 426 nt
Organism: Mucor mucedo
Lineage: Eukaryota; Fungi; Mucoromycota; Mucoromycetes; Mucorales; Mucoraceae
Exons: 2
Coding region: 1-426 (141 amino acids)
Source: RefSeq, a predicted model, not a curated record